AUGUUCUCUUGGCAAAAACACCGGGAUGGUAGAGGCCGAAUCCUGCUUUGUUUUCUUUUGGGCUUGCUAUGGGGCACCCUGACCGCCCAAAUCCGCUACUCGAUUCCCGAGGAGUUGGAAAAGGGCUCUUUCGUGGGCAACAUAGCCAAGGACCUGGGGCUGGAACUUCAGGAAUUGUCGCAACGAGGGGCCCGCAUUGUUUCCAGAGGUAAGAAGCAGCAUUUUGCUCUCAGUGUCAGAAGCGGCAGCUUAGUCACGGCGGACAGAAUAGACAGGGAAGAGCUCUGCUCACAGGGCGCCCAGUGCCUGCUGAAUUUUAACGUUCUCAUAGAGGAUAACUUGAACAUUUACUCAGUGGAGGUAGAAAUAACUGACAUUAAUGAUAAUGCCCCUCGCUUUCGAGCAGAGAAGCUAGAACUAAAAAUCAGUGAAACUACAGCUCCGGGAACCCAACUUAUUCUAGAAAGUGCUUAUGACCCGGAUGUGGGAGUAAAUUCCCUCCAGGGCUACGAAUUGAGCCCCAACCAUCACUUCUCUCUGAGAGUGCAAAGCGGAGCUGAUGGGAUCAAAUACCCAGAACUGGUGCUGGACCGAGCACUGGAUCGGGAGAAGGAACCUACUCUCCAAAUAGUUCUCUCAGGCUGGGAUGGAGGAGAACCGAUCCGCUCUGGCACUGCUGGAAUCCUCGUGACUGUCCUGGAUGGAAAUGACAAUGCACCAGUAUUUACUCAACCAAUUUAUACCGUGAAUGUUCCUGAGAAUGUACCCCAAGGGACAACACUGCUCACAGUGAAUGCUACCGAUGCAGAUGAGGGAAUCAAUUCUCAAGUGAGAUAUUUUCUAGUGAAAAUACCUGGAAAGACCUCACAAAUAUUUCAACUGAAUUCUGUAACUGGAGAACUUCUAACCUUACAAAAUCUGGACUAUGAAGCUGCGAAAUUCUAUAUGAUGGAAGCAGAGGCUCAAGAUGGUCUUGGUCUCUGGGGCAGAGCUAAAAUUCAUGUCACUGUUGUAGACAUGAAUGAC
Gracilinanus agilis (Agile Gracile Mouse Opossum) is the source of this 1026-nucleotide messenger RNA. Its product is annotated as protocadherin gamma-A2-like. Lineage: Eukaryota; Metazoa; Chordata; Mammalia; Didelphimorphia; Didelphidae. The record is from RefSeq and is a predicted model, not a curated record. Gene Ontology annotation, cellular component: plasma membrane. The transcript has a single exon. The annotation marks the transcript as partial. Gene Ontology annotation, biological process: homophilic cell-cell adhesion. Gene Ontology annotation, molecular function: calcium ion binding.